CGUGACGCCGCGACCUCGGCACUUAAAUAAUACAUACACCUGACUACACUUCAUCAUUCAGCAAGAUCAUUAUACAGGACUGUUAAAGUGGAUCGACAUGGUCAGAUUUUGGAGCUGUCAGUCCAGUAAGACAUAUUGCAGUAUUAUCGACAGUCACAGGUCAGUUCCGUAUUGCCGUGCUCAGGACAGCUGCUUGUGCAGGCAGUAUGCGGUGUGAGGGCUGGAAUGUCAACGCGAGAGCGACGACUUAAGAGUGGUUUGUACUGCAGGAGCCAGGUCGGUUAUCAUGAUAUCAUGACUGAGGAUAUGUUCUGUUCGUAAAAUGCGCUGUGUCAUUCCAGAAACUGGACUUUGGAAUGGAGAUGACUAUUUUCUAAGCAUUCAUGGAUUGUUGUGAAUCGAUGAACCCUCGUGUCAAAAUUCGUUUUCAAAUGAUAUCUUGGACUCUAAUUAUGGAAACUAUAUUCAUAUCCAAGUAGUGAAGUUUGGAGAUUCGUGAUGUAUUAUUUUGAAGACGACCUAUACGACGCCAUUGCGACUGGCAAUGUGGCCUCGCUCAGGGGUUAUCUGAGUCGUGGGCUCAGUGUUAAUCAUGCAUUCAGGAACACGACGACCGUCAGCAGGCUGGGCAUGACGUUACUGGACGCCGCCGUCUCCAACAACCAGAGGGAUGUUAUACGUCACCUUUUGUCGCGUGGGAGUGACGUUAAUAUGAAGUACAUUGUUGAUAUAGACGAAUUCAGCUACAAGCUUCGAGAAUAUCGGAAGAAGGAUAAAUUAAAGUUGAUGUCAAUGUACCCAUGUAUUGUAAAAGGAGACUUAGACAUGGUAAAGUUGUUGAUACAGGGAGGUUUUGACGUCAAUAUCCAAGAUGAUCGCGGUUGUACAGCAUUAUGGCAUGCCGUUGACCUAAACAACUACGAUAUGGCCAAAGCUAUGGCUACGGCUGAGUGCUGUGACGUGAACUUAGCUGACGUGACAAUGUUACGUCCGCUGCACGUGGCCGCCUUACACGGGAACGUACGCAUCGCGUCGUUGCUGAUACGUCAUGGAGCUAUCAUUGAUGCAGUGCAGUUGAGGGGGUCGUCUCCUCUUAUAUUAGCGGUAAAAUCGGCAUGCUAUGACACAGUGCGCCUUUUGUUACUCAACGGCGCCGACCCCAAUCGCAUCGGCUACAACGGCCACACGCCUAUAUCCACAGCGUUUCAGGUGUGUACUGACAGACGAAUACUCGAUAUGUUGAUAGAAGCAGGAGCCUUUUGCUACCACAGUCUCAUCAUCAAGUGUCGGAGGGAGAAACUACCCCUUCUCAAAGAGCACCCGGAAGUGGUUGGCAUUCUCAAGGAACUGGCUAGCUCCCCAAGGUCGCUAAAAAUACAAACGUGUCUCGUUAUAAGACGCACUCUACUGGCUUCGAAAUGUCAUCUUCACCUUAUGAGGAAAGUUGCAAAACUACCUCUGCCGAAAAUAAUGCAGGAAUUUCUAUUAUUAAACUAUCUGUGAUAAAUAGGAGAAUGGGUGUUGACUUGAGACAUUGGCCAAACUAUUUAACUAUUAAGAAACUUCUGUACAGUCAUGUCAAGUUAGCCUUUUUUUAAUUCAUGUCGGGAGAUGCAGUCACCUCCUUCCUGUAUGGCAGAUCAAUAACAGAACUUCUGGUUAAGAAGGCUAAGAAAAAGGUAUAGUUAUUGCCAAGCUGUUAUUGUGAUUGUGAUAUCUUCUAGCCCUUGGCCAAAUACCUAUCAGCAUUAGGACAACAGUAUUGUAUCACUAAUACAACAAUGGAGACGGUGAAAUGUAUAUUAUAUUCCUUAUAUCCUUCCAGUAUGGUUUGUUUGUUAAUUGCGCGUGUUGCAACUUGGUGGCAUGGUUUAUUGUGAGUGAUGUACAUACACAUCUUAAUAUAUAUACAUAUAUACAGACAUAUACACGUUGAAAAUGAAAUUAUGCACAGAUAACUUUAACUUCCUAUAUAUAUUAUUCCAUUGUUAUAGUUAUUUUACUACCCAUUCAUCUGCUUCUUUACUUCUUUGUAUCAUAUAUUGUUACCUACUGUUUCACCAGAUUGUGCAUUGAGCUCCGCCCGCUGGAAGUAUCAGUAGCCUGGCAGCACACCGAAUGUAAUAUCUGUGGAUACCAUUUAUGAUUCAUAGCCCGUGGCUGUCCCAGUUACACAUAAAACAGGAUGUAUAAGUAAGUAAUUUUAUAUGAAGCAUUGUGCAAGUCCUUUAACUUUGCUGAUGUUAUCAUGGUAAUGGUCCACUGGUCCGUUUCUACUAACUUAGUCUAUGAAAUAUUUAGGUGAAUGAGUUACCUGUUUCGUUAGCUCCCCCCAGGCAAUGUUGACUUGAGGUGUACGCUGUAUAACAAACUGUUGUUUUUGGAUAUUAUCACUUGGUUCUAAACUGAGGAUCAGUUAUCUACGUGUUCUUCACCAGCAACAGUGAAACUCUUUUCUGUGAUUAACUCUGCUUGUGUGUAUAUGUGUAUGAAAUGUUGUUUUGUUUUUAUGGCAUUGUGAUUAAAUAUUACAAACAUGAA
Haliotis rubra (blacklip abalone) is the source of this 2541-nucleotide messenger RNA. RefSeq names its product ankyrin repeat domain-containing protein 50-like. Lineage: Eukaryota; Metazoa; Mollusca; Gastropoda; Lepetellida; Haliotidae. Gene Ontology annotation, molecular function: protein binding. The transcript has a single exon. Bases 499 to 1503 code for a protein of 334 amino acids. The record is from RefSeq and is a predicted model, not a curated record.